Lecanosticta acicola is the source of this 1782-nucleotide messenger RNA. The record is from the annotation of a GenBank genome assembly. Lineage: Eukaryota; Fungi; Ascomycota; Dothideomycetes; Mycosphaerellales; Mycosphaerellaceae.
AUGCCUGAAGGCGAUACAGUACCCUUUCUCAACGGCGAGGUUCCAGUCACAGGCGCAGAUCAGUCUGACGGUCAUGCUCCAACCAUCAGAGAGUUCACGGGCAAUGCGACUACCAACGGAGUUGAUGAGCAUGACCCCAUCGAGGCAGAUGCUAUUGUUAUAGGAGCAGGAUUCUCAGGCAUUACUGCCAUCGACCGACUACGAAAGGCUGGACUGAAGGUCAAGUGCUUCGAAUCCGGCGGCGAUUUCGGAGGGGUAUGGUACUGAAAUAGGUAUACCCUGUCCCUGAGAUGAUAUGACGACCAAACGCUAAUGUCCUACAGAUAUCCGGGCGCCAGGGUCGACUCUGAAGCUCCCUUCUACCAACUGAACAUCCCUGAAGUAUACAAUACGUGGAACUUCACAGAGCGCUUUCCCGGUCAUCAAGAAUUGAGGAGAUACAUGGCACACAUCGACAAGGUGCUCAAUCUGCGAAAGGACACAUACUUCAAUGCUCGGGUGGCGGAUGCUUCCUGGAACGAAAGCACCAAUAAGUGGACAAUCGAGACCGAGCAGGGCCACACCGCAAUCGCCAAAUAUCUCAUCCUGGCGUCCGGCCUCCUGCACCGAACGUACACGCCCGACUUUCCAGGACUUGGCGAUUACAAAGGGGAGGUACAUCAUUCGGGAGCGUGGCCCGAGAACUUCUCCGCCAAGGGCAAGAAGGUUGGUGUGAUCGGAGCUGGGGCUACUGGAGUCCAAAUCACGCAAGAGCUGGGAAAGGAUGCAGAUGAGAUGACGAUCUUGUUGCGGCGACCAAGCUACUGUCUGGCAAUGAAGCAACGGCCUCUGACAGUGGAGGAGCAGUAUCAGAUGAAGACCUUCUACAACGCGCUCUUCAAGGCUGGAAGAGAUUCCAUUGCUGGCUUUCCUAAUGCACAGCUCGGCAAGGGCGUCUUCGACGACACCGAAGAGCAACGUAAAGCCCAAUGGGAUUUCGCAUGGGAACAAGGAGGCUUCAAUUUCAAUCUGUCGGGGUACAACGAUAUCGUCAUCAAUCCUGAAGCUAAUGAGCUAGCGUAUCAGUACUGGCGGAGUAGAGUAUGCCAGCGCUUGACGGAUCCCGAAAAGCAGAAGAUCAUGGCCCCGGAAAAGGCACCUUACUACUUUUCCACCAAGCGGUCGCCUCUGGAACAGGAUUACUAUGAGGUCGUCAAUCAGCCGAACGUGUACCUUCACGAUUUGAAAGAAGCGCCACUGGAGCGUUUCACCGAGAAGGGAAUGCGCAUGGCUGACGGCAAGGAGUACGAAUUCGACGCUGUCGCCCUUGCGACGGGCUUCGACAGUUUCACGGGCUCGCUCACCAAGAUGGGCCUGAAGAACCGCGAGGGAGUGGAGCUCAAGGACCUCUGGCAGGACGGCGUAUCCACCUACCUCGGCCUCACCAUCUCCGGCUUUCCCAACAUGUUCAUGAGCUACACGCCUCAAGCGCCCACCGCUCUCUCCAACGGCCCAACGAUCAUCGAAGCCCAAGUCGAAACCGCAGUCGACAUGAUCAAAAAGCUCGAAAGCGAAGGCGUUCGGUAUUUCGAUCCCACCAAGGAGGCCGAGGAGGAGUGGAAGAGCAAUAUGAACGCGAUGACCAAACAUACCCUGUUCCCGUUCACGGACAGCUGGUGGAAUGGGAGCAACAUUCCGGGCAAGAAGUCGGAGAACAUGACUUACAUUGCGGGGAUCAAUAUGUAUGAGCAGCAGUGUCGGGCUACGAUGGAUGGGUGGAGAGGUUUCAGGAUUGUGAAGUAG